Messenger RNA from Hypomesus transpacificus, 3042 nucleotides. It is a transcript of the gene slc4a5a, whose product is annotated as solute carrier family 4 member 5a. NCBI's taxonomy places the organism in Eukaryota, Metazoa, Chordata, Actinopteri, Osmeriformes, Osmeridae. The transcript has 23 exons. Gene Ontology annotation, molecular function: solute:inorganic anion antiporter activity; sodium:bicarbonate symporter activity; monoatomic anion transmembrane transporter activity. Gene Ontology annotation, cellular component: plasma membrane. Gene Ontology annotation, biological process: transmembrane transport; bicarbonate transport; regulation of intracellular pH. The record is from RefSeq and is a predicted model, not a curated record. The coding region runs from base 16 to 3042 and encodes 1008 amino acids.
ACACUCUUCACCGAGAUGGACACACUGCAGCAAGAAGGAGAUGAGCUGGAGUGGAAGGAGUCCGCCAGGUGGGUGAAGUUUGAGGAGAAGGUGGAGGAGGGAGGGGAGAGGUGGAGCAAACCCCACGUCUCCACCCUGUCCCUCCACAGUCUGUUUGAGCUGAGGACCUGCCUGCAGACUGGCACCGUACUGCUCGACCUCGAAGGCUAUUCUCUGCCACAGAUAGUCGAUGACAUCAUCGAGCGUCAAAUCGAGGAGGGCAUGCUGUCUCCGGAACUGAGGGAGAAGAUCAGCUUUGUGUUGCUCAGGAAGCACAGACACCAGACCAAGAAGCCAAUGCACCGCUCCCUGGCUGACCUGGGCAAGUCCAGCUCCGGACCUGCCCCACGUGAGUGUCCAACGCCUGGCGCUGGGGCCAGCUACAACCGUUCCGUAGAGGACCUGCGUGUGAAGCAGCAGGCUGGCAGCUAUGGUCGUCUGCGUCAUGCCCAAAGUAGGAGUAUGAAUGACAUUGCAGACACUCCCAGCACAGACCAGCUGAAGAAUAAGUUCAUGAAAAAGAUCCCUAGAGAUGCAGAGGCAUCCAACGUGCUGGUGGGGGAAGUGGACUUUCUCGAUAAACCGUUUGUGGCCUUCAUUCGCCUGGCCCAAGCUACAACUCUGGGGGGACUAACAGAGGUCCCUGUCCCCACCAGAUUCCUGUUUAUCCUCCUGGGCCCCCAGGGGAAAGCCAAGUCCUAUAACGAGAUUGGCCGGGCCAUAGCGACCCUGAUGGUGGAUGACCUCUUCAGUGAUGUAGCGUACAAGGCCAGAGACAGAGAGGACCUCAUUGCAGGUAUCGAUGAGUUCCUAGAUGAGGUCAUCGUCCUGCCUCCUGGAGAGUGGGAUCCCAAAAUCCGCAUCGAGCCUCCGAAAAAAGUCCCCUCAGCCGACAAAAGGAAGUCAGUGUUCUCCGUGAACGAGCUGGGCCAGAUGAAUGGUACAGCUGGAGGGGGUGGAGGCCUCAGUGAAGAUGAGCAGAUGCCUGCUCCACACGAGUUAGGAGAGGAGCUGGCCUUCACAGGGAGAUUCUGUGGGGGUCUGUACCUGGACAUUAAGAGAAAGCUACCUUGGGUGCUCAGUGAUUUCUGCGAUGGCUUCCACAUCCAGUCCAUCUCAGCGGUGCUCUUCAUCUAUCUGGGAUGCAUCACUAACGCCAUCACUUUCGGUGGGCUGCUUGGAGACGCCACUGACAACUACCAGGGUGUGAUGGAGAGUUUCCUGGGGACAGCUCUGGCAGGGACAGUUUUCUGUCUGUUUGGGGGCCAACCUCUCAUCAUCCUCAGCUCCACAGGCCCCAUCCUCAUCUUUGAGAAACUCCUCUUCGAAUUCAGCAAGAGUAACAAUAUAGACUACAUGGAGCUGAGGCUGUGGAUCGGGAUCCACUCCUGCUUCCAGUGUUUCCUGCUGGUGGCCACAGACGCCAGCUACAUCAUCAAGUACAUCACCCGCUUCACCGAGGAGGGCUUCUCCAGCCUCAUCUCCUUCAUCUUCAUCUCCGACGCCAUCAAGAAGAUGGUGGGCUCCUUCAAGUACUACCCCAUCAACACCGACUUCAAACCCGACUACGUCACCGCUUACAAGUGCGAGUGUCUGGCCCCAGACCCCAUUCCAGUGCCAGAUAACAGUUCUGCUCUAUUUGGGUUGAAUGUAACAGCUCUGGACUGGAGCCAGCUGAGUAAGAAGGAGUGUGUGAAGUAUGGAGGUUCACUAGUGGGGAAGACCUGCAAGUACGUCCCAGACCUGGCCCUCAUGUCCUUCAUCCUUUUCUUCGGUACCUACUCCAUGACCGUCUCCCUUAAGAAGUUCAAGUUCAGCCGUUACUUUCCCACCAAGCUGAGGAAGCUCAUUAGUGACUUCUCCAUCUUCAUGUCCAUUAUGACCUUUGUGGGUCUGGACAUGUUGAUAGGACUCAAGACUCCCAAGCUUAUCGUACCCACUGAGUUUAAGCCCACUCGUCCAGACCGCGGUUGGAUCGUUCUGCCGUUCGGGAAGAACCCCUGGUGGGUGUAUGUGGCCAGUGCCGUCCCUGCUCUGCUCGUCACCAUCCUCAUCUUCAUGGACCAGCAGAUCAGCGCCGUCAUCGUCAACCGCAAGGAGAACAAACUGAAGAAGGGCUGUGGGUACCACCUGGACCUGUUCUGGGUGGGGGUCCUGAUGGCCGCCUGCUCCUUCAUGGGCCUUCCCUGGUACGUGGCCGCCACCGUCAUCUCCAUCGCCCACAUCGACUCUCUGAAGAUGGAGAGUGAGUCCAGCGCCCCUGGGGAGCAGCCCCAGUUCCUGGGAGUUCGAGAACAAAGGCUGACAGGAAUACUGGUCUUCAUCCUCACCGGAGUCUCCAUCUUCCUGGCUCCCAUUCUGCAGUACAUACCGAUGCCAGUGCUCUACGGUGUCUUCCUUUACAUGGGCGUGGCUUCUCUCAGUGGCAUUCAGUUCUGGGAUAGGAUCAAGCUGUGCAUGAUGCCUUCAAAACACCAGCCAGACUUCCCCUACCUGCGCCACGUUCCUCUGAGGAAGGUUCACCUCUUCACCCUGGUCCAGAUUGUCUGUCUGGCUGUGCUCUGGGUUCUCAAGUCCACCUUUCUGGCCAUCAUCUUCCCUAUCAUGAUCCUCGGUCUGCUGUUGGUCCGUAAGAUGCUGGACAUAAUGUUCUCUCAGCAUGAUCUGGCCUGGGUGGACGACGUGCUGCCUGGGAAGGAGAAGAAGAAGAAGAAGGACGAUAACAAGAAGAAGCCCAAAGACAUGAAGAAGUCGCGAGUGGACGACAGCGACGACGAGGAGAAGUACCAUCCUUACUCCAACUGUUCCCCCAGCUCCGAGUCUGACCUGGAUCGCAGCAUCACCCUGCAUCUGAAGAUCUCCUGCCCGUCGUCCCCAGCCAUGCCCAUGGGCCGAGGGAUGCCCUGCCCCGUGCCCCAGGUCAAGAUCCAGGUGGAGUCGGACUACGAGGACUCGGACACGGAGCAUAGACACAGGGAAAUGAGCGGCGAGACCACGCUUUAG